Molecule: messenger RNA, 6859 nt
Organism: Talpa occidentalis (Iberian mole)
Lineage: Eukaryota; Metazoa; Chordata; Mammalia; Eulipotyphla; Talpidae
Gene: WDR35
Product: WD repeat domain 35
Exons: 27
Coding region: 127-3639 (1170 amino acids)
Biological process (GO): non-motile cilium assembly; intraciliary retrograde transport; protein localization to cilium
Cellular component (GO): intraciliary transport particle A; non-motile cilium
Molecular function (GO): protein binding
Source: RefSeq, a predicted model, not a curated record
CGACGGGCGGCGGCGGUUGCCAGGGCGACGGGUCCUCCAGGAGCUACUGGUACUUGCGAUCGGCGUUUAGAGCGAGUGUCCUGGGGCCGGGCCUUGGCGGCGGUGGUCGUCCAUUGGGGUCCCAGGAUGUUCUUUUACCUGAACAAGAAAAUCGCCAUUCCCAAUAACGUGAAGUUGAAAUGUAUAUCUUGGAACAAGGACCAAGGGUUCAUAGCAUGUGGCGGUGAAGAUGGAUUACUGAAAGUUUUGAAAUUAGAGACACAGACAGGUGAUGCAAAGUUGAGGGGUCUUGCAGCUCCCAGUAACCUUUCUAUGAAUCAGACUCUUGAAGGUCAUAGUGGUUCUGUUCAAGUGGUGACAUGGAAUGAACAAUACCAGAAGUUGACUACCAGUGAUCAGAAUGGGCUGAUCAUUGUCUGGAUGUUAUAUAAAGGCUCUUGGUAUGAGGAGAUGAUCAACAAUAGAAAUAAAUCCGUGGUCCGCAGCAUGAGCUGGAAUGCGGAUGGGCAGAAGAUCUGCAUCGUGUAUGAAGAUGGGGCAGUGAUUGUUGGCUCGGUGGAUGGGAAUCGUAUUUGGGGAAAAGACCUGAAGGGUAUACAGUUAUGCCAUGUAGCUUGGUCUGCAGACAGUAAGAUCUUACUUUUUGGAAUGGCAAAUGGAGAAAUCCACAUUUAUGAUAAUCAAGGGAAUUUUAUAAUGAAGAUGAAACUGAACUGUUUGGUGAAUGUGACCGGAGCUAUCAGUAUUGCUGGGAUUCACUGGUAUCACGGCACUGAAGGCUACGUGGAGCCGGACUGCCCCUGCCUGGCUAUCUGCUUUGACAAUGGGAGGUGUCAAAUCAUGAGACAUGAGAAUGACCAAAACCCUGUCCUGGUGGACACAGGCAUGUAUGUUGUGAGCAUCCAGUGGAACCACAUUGGCAGCGUGUUGGCUGUGGCAGGUUCCCAGAAGGCAGCUGCUCAGGAUAAAGAUGUAAACACUGUGCAGUUUUAUACUCCAUUUGGUGAGCAUCUGGGGACUCUGAAGGUUCCUGGAAAGCACAUGUCUGCACUGUCUUGGGAAGGAGGUGGACUGAAAAUUGCACUGGCCGUUGAUUCUUUUAUAUAUUUUGCAAAUAUUCGACCUGAUUACAAGUGGGGUUAUUGCUCAAACACUGUAGUUUACGCUUACACCAGACCUGAUCGUCCAGAGUACUGUGUUAUCUUUUGGGAUACAAAAAACAAUGAGAAAUACGUUAAAUAUGUGAAGAGUCUCAUUUCUAUUACUACCUGUGGAGAUUUCUGCAUAUUGGCAACAAAAGCUGAUGAAAAUCAUCCUCAGUUCGUGCUAGUUCUUUGUAAUUCUAUUGGCACACCCUUGGACCCCAAAUACAUUGAUAUUGUGCCAUUAUUUGUUGCUAUGACCAAAACCCAUGUGAUAGCAGCUUCGAAAGAAGCAUUUUAUACCUGGCAAUACCGUGUGGCAAAGAAGCUCACAGCAUUGGAAAUUAAUCAGAUCACUCGGUCUCGAAAAGAAGGGCGAGAAAGAAUUUAUCAUGUUGAUGAUUUUCCUUCUGGAUCAGCAGAUGGAGUACUUGAUUAUAGUAAAACCAUUCAAGGCACAAGGGAUCCAAUUUGUGCCAUAACUGCAUCUGAUAAGACACUGAUUGUGGGUCGUGAAUCUGGCACCAUUCAGAGAUACAGUCUUCCUAAUGUUGGUUUGAUUCAAAAAUACUCUCUUAAUUAUCGAUCCUACCAGUUAUCGUUGAAUUGCAGCUCCAGUCGUCUUGCUAUCAUAGACAUCUCAGGAGUUCUCAUUUUUUUUGACUUGGAUGCUCGGGUAACAGACAGCACAGGACAGCAAGUCACUGGGGAGUUGCUAAAGCUGGAGCGAAAAGAUGUCUGGGAUAUGAAGUGGGCUAGAGAUAAUCCUGAUUUAUUUGCAAUGAUGGAGAAGACAAGAAUGUAUGUUUUCAGAAACCUGGAUCCAGAGGAACCCAUUCAGACUUCUGGAUAUAUUUGUAACUUUGAGGAUUUAGAAAUCAAGUCUGUACUUUUGGAUGAGAUAUUAAAGAAUCCAGAACAUCCAAACAAGGAUUAUAUAAUUAACUUUGAGAUUCGGUCCCUCCGAGAUAGCCGAGCUUUGAUUGAGAAGGUUGGAAUUGAAGAUGCAUCUCAAUUUAUAGAGGACAAUCCACACCCCCGACUUUGGCGCCUGCUGGCUGAAGCUGCUCUUCAGAAACUGGAUUUGCACACUGCAGAGCAAGCGUUUGUCCGCUGCAAAGACUACCAAGGCAUUAAGUUUGUGAAGCGCUUGGGCAACCUACAGAGUGAGUCCAUGAAGCAGGCUGAAGUAGCUGCCUACUUUGGCAGGUUCGAGGAAGCUGAAAGAAUGUAUCUUGAUAUGGACAGAAGAGAUCUUGCUAUUGGCCUCCGGUUGAAAUUGGGAGAUUGGUUUAGAGUUCUCCAACUCCUGAAAACUGGAUCUGGCGAUGCGGAUGACAGUCUUCUGGAACAAGCCCACAACGCCAUCGGGGACUACUUUGCUGAUCGACAGAAAUGGUUAAAUGCUGUACAGUAUUAUGUACAAGGCCGGAACCAGGAACGCUUAGCUGAAUGUUAUUACAUGUUAGAAGAUUAUGAGGGACUGGAGAGUCUUGCUAAUUCUCUCCCAGAAAACCACAAGUUGCUUCCAGAAAUAGCACAAAUGUUUGUGAGAGUUGGAAUGUGUGAACAAGCCGUAGCUGCAUUUUUGAAAUGUAGUCAACCAAAGGCAGCAGUAGAUACCUGUGUGCAUCUCAACCAAUGGAACAAGGCUGUUGAAUUGGCUAAAAAUCAUAGUAUGAAAGAAAUUGGAUCCCUGUUAGCUAGGUAUGCAUCUCAUUUAUUGGAAAAGAAUAAAACCCUUGAUGCCAUAGAACUCUAUCGGAAAGCCAAUUACUUUUAUGAUGCUGCUAAACUGAUGUUUAAGAUUGCAGAUGAAGAGGCAAAGAAGAGAACUAAACCUUUACGUGUUAAGAAGCUCUAUGUACUGUCAGCUCUACUUAUAGAGCAGUACCACGAACAAAUGAAAAAUGCCCAGAGAGGGAAGGUUAAAGGAAAGAGCUCCGAGGCUACUUCUGCCUUGGCUGGUUUGUUGGAAGAGGAAGUUCUGUCUACAACUAGUCGUUUCACAGAUAAUGCCUGGAGGGGUGCCGAGGCUUACCACUUCUUUAUACUGGCACAGAGGCAGCUCUAUGAGGGGUAUGUGGACACUGCAUUGAAGACAGCUCUUCACCUCCGAGACUAUGAAGACAUCAUCCCCGCUGUUGACAUCUACUCUCUGCUGGCGCUCUGCGCGUGUGCCAGCAGAGCUUUCGGUACUUGUUCAAAGGCUUUUAUCAAACUGGAAUCUUUAGAGACCCUCAGUUCAGAACAGAAACAGCAAUAUGAAGACCUUGCCCUGGAAAUCUUCACCAAACAUACUCCAAAAGAUAAUAGAAAAUCCGAACUGGACAGCCUUCUUGAAGGAGGAGAAGGGAAACUGCCCACAUGUGUUGCCACCGGAAGCCCAAUCACGGAGUAUCAGUUCUGGAUGUGCGGUGUCUGCAAGCACUGCGUGCUGGCGCAGGAAAUCAGUAACUACAACUUCUGUCCCUUGUGCCACAGCCCAGUGGGGUAGAGGAAUGGCAGAUGCACACCACUGUGAAUUGUUUGUAGCAUAUAUGUGUGUGUCUGUUUCUAUAUUACAGUCGACUUCUAUAUGUCUACAUGAAAAUCAGCAAUAUUUCAGUUAUGUUUUUAUACAUAAUUAUACAUAUGCAUAUCUAUUUACACAUAUAAUUAUAUAUAGAAAUACAGUUAAGAAAUAAUGGUAUUGAUUUUCAUACAUAAAUGAAUGGAAUUCCACCCUAUUUUUGUAUCUAUCUACCCAUCUACCUACCUACCUAGUUAUCUAACUUGUGGUUUGUUAAAUGAUACUAUGGAAAUGUUCCAAAUAAGAACUUUUUCUCCAUGUCAAGGUUAAUAAUUAGAAAAAAAAAAAGGAAACCUUGGUAGGAGGAAAGGGGAAGCAGGACAGUGGGACCAGGUUGAGUGUGGAGCACUGGCACACCUGUGUGAGGAGGCGUUUAAACAAUGCUGAAAUGAGCUCUAUCUCAUUUAUUAUAAAUUUAAUUAAAUAUGCAUUGAAUGUCUUCUGUAUUUUAUUUUUAGGAGUAAGGAAAAGGUAUCUUAAGACCUUUUAUAAUUUGAAUGGUUUCUAAUAGCCAUUUUUUAAAAAUAUAGCUUUUCCUUUUUCACUUACUCUUUUAGUCUUAUCUAAGAGAUAGCAUUUGAGUUAUUCUUCAUACUACUGUGCAAAACCCCAAAUCUACUUACAUACAGAACAUAAAUAUAAAUUCAUACAGAACAUGCAUUUUGCAGUAAUAGUUCCAGUUGAAACACUGUCAUGAAGUUGGACCCUUUAAUUAGCUCUUGGGUCGUGGUGAGUGAUUCUUUCUUGAUGCACAUCUGUAUCACUAAUUAUCAUUAAUUUAAAAAGACUUAUCAUUCAUUAAAAAAUUUUUAUCCAUCAUGGGUAAUUUAUUACCUGUUUUAUAUUGUUAAUGAUGUUCUCCAUUUAGCAUGACUCUUUGUCUUUUAAUUUUGUGGCUAUGGACAAAACUCUAGCAUGAAUUCAUCAAAAUAAUUAGCUGAAGUUUGACUUAAGUUUCCUAGAGACAAUGAAUAAAGAGAACUGUGUAUCAUUGUUAUUGGAAUUAGAUGCUUAGGUUAGUUAGUUCAGUCUCUUACUUUGGUGUGUUUUUGUUCCUUUAGAGACAAGUUAAGCAUGUUAAAGAUUGAGAAGAGUGAACUCUGACAAGAGGUUAGAGCUGAGAUGAUCUUAGGAAAGAUAGUGGGCUCAUGUGCCUAAAUAAAAGGCCAGAAGUUGUAGAAAUCUCUGUGUUCCUGUGCCUUGUGGGAAGUUACUGUGAUACCGUGGAGCCUCCAAAUACAUUCCAGGCAAGCCCUUCCUUUCAGAGGUCUGGGGACAGAAAGAAUUAUAGACUGCAUGAAAAUCUCAAAUCAAUGUGAAGUACAGAGUAAGGAGCAAGGAGACAGCGAUGAGGUGGGUGGACACUGUCAGGUGGUGUGCCAGUGGGCCACAGCGGUCCCAGUUCCUGAGCCCUGAGUUAUGUACUGAUGUCAUGUCCUGCCUGUCACCUGCCUCAUCAGCUUCCCUGAUAGUGGGGCUAUUAAGAGGACCAGAGCUGAAAUUUGAGGCAGGGGACCCAGUCAGAUGGAAUGCACCGAGACCAGGGAUGCCCACUUGCUCUGUGGAAGAGGCCUGAGGCAAGCAUACCCACUGAGGGCUAGAGGGUCCACUUAGCCCAAGGAGCAGUUGUGGGCUUGAUUGUAUUUCUCGGGUGGAAGAAUUUUUGUCACCAAUGGUAAAUUGAAUACAGACCUUACACAUAUUGACUGCUUUAUAGAGCUCAUCCUUAGUGUUCAUGAAUAUUUAGUGACUGUUAUAUUUUUUGUGCCUCAUCAGUUUCAGGUAUGGUCACAUAUAGACACCCUGUUUAUUUUGCCUAACGCGUCUUGUCAGUUAACUUACUGAAGUUUAACAAUGAAUUUUAUCUAAUUUGUUCUCUCUAAUUUGUUCUGAACACAGAGAAUACAUCCUAAGGAAUACAUCUCCUGUUGAAUUUAACUACAUCUUUCUAUAAGACUUUUUCUUUGUAAGAAUGAAACUAUUUUCUGCUUCAUCAGCAAAAGAGAACUGUUAGGGAGGUGGGUUGUCUGCAGGGCGUAUGUUCAGAGUUGUGCUUCCCCGUCCUGACCUGCUGCCUGAAUCUCUCUCCUCUGCUUUUUCCUUUCCCAUCCUGGGAACUAGCUGAGAACUCAAAUUGUCAUCUGUCUAACCCUUACUAUGAGUUGUUAAUUUACUUUUUAACAACUCCCAUUUACUUCCAUUCCAAAAUCAGUUUUUGUCUCCUCCAGCCUUCUAACGCAUCUUUUGGGAAUUCUCCUUUGGCAUUUUCUCAUUUGCCAUUUCAUGCUGCAUGAGCCCUAGAUUUUUCCUCCAGUGACUAUUUCAGAUAUAUCUUGGGUUGCCUUCUCUGCUUGUUUUGGUUAAAACAAAAACCAAAAUCUCUGAAAACAACCUCUCAUACCUGUAGACCUAAUUAUCACAUAUAUGUGUGUAUAUACACAUACACUCAUGAAUAUACACAUACACAGAUGUAUACAGAUGCAUCUUUUCUGCUAUUGUAAAAUCUUAUGGCUGGGAUUUACAUCUGAAAAAGUUUUAGUGAUCUGUCCUAAAGUUUUAGUGAUCUGACCUUUGUUUUGCUAGAAAAUCGACUAGAGAAAGGUCUACAGUAUUAGUUGAUCUAGCUGAUUUUCUUCAUAAAGAGGCAAAUUUCAGGAUAACACCACCAACAAAUUCUUCUCCUGCAGAAAGGGGCAAAGGAGAAACACACAUGGCAAUAUAUAACAAGUAGUUGUGAGAAAUUGGAUAGAAUGAGGCAGUAUGUUGGGGACAGUAUAAUUAAUGAAACACUUCUUAUAAUAAACAUGAACUGGCUCCCUUUAAAUAAUACUGAGUGACCUUUUAUCAUAAAACUUGGCCUGAAUUAAGUUACGUUUCAAAGUAGUGUGGUGGACAGAAGUAUUGAGAAGCUGGGACUGGCAGAUAGGCUCUAUCGAUGGCAAUGUGCCUGACAGACAACAUAUAUCGCCUCUUUAUGCACAAAUGCUAAUUUACAGUUAUUUUUUUUUGUUAAAAUACACCUUGAAAUUAUAUUUUUGUAUUCCAAAGGCCUAGAUCUUAGGUAUUUAUGUGGCAUUAAAUGAAAAAACAAAAAUAACCUGAAAAUAAUAAAUAUUGAAAUAAAAAUGACCGGUAUUUCUCCUGU